CAAUUUUAAGAUAAUUAUUGAUUUGCAUAUUUUUUUAUAUAGUCUUGACUCUCUUACACUACAUUUUAUGAUUUUCUUACACUACUAUUCCAUGGGUACAGCAGCUAAAAGUUUAGACAAUCUGCUUUUGUUAAGGUGCUUUGUGAAGAUUACCUGUAUGCAUUUUAUUGGACAUAGUAGUUUGUAAUGUCGGACUUAACAGCAUUCAUGUAUCUGGAUAACUUAUCUUUGUUUUAUUUUUACUGCAAUUAAUAUAUUCAUCAUCAGUGUGAAGACUGUUUGAAUACAGCAGCAGUGACAUUGCUGAGGUCUCAUAUUUUCAUAGUUUUUAAGUGCUUUGUAUUCAACACGAUGAAAUUCAUGGGUGGUGCGUUGGAAAGGUUGGUCGCUAUGAAAUGUACAUACAUAGCGCUUUUUUACUGCAUUUGGCACAAUGUUUAAAUACUUCUAAACUCUAAAUUCUAAACUGACAUCUUAUCUGAUCAUUUCUCUCGUAUCUGUGUCUACGUUUGUCAUCAUUUUAUAAUUGUCGUAAUAGCAUUUAAGUUUUGCCGGGGGCGAAAGCCCAAAUUGUUGUUUGAUGGAUUAGUAGCAAUACCCGGCGAAUAUUUGCCUCCUAACUACGCAAAGGUUUAUGGAACUGGAACUCUCCGUAGUUGUUGCAAUUAUGACGCCUUUAUGACGACUGGAUGUUGCACAAGUGACUUCAAGUUCGUCAGGUCUUACAACGACAAUACUUUGGUUGCUGGUAGUACGCUGAAGAGUCCAGGUAUCACUGUUGAGGAAAAUCUUUUGGUGAGAGAGAUUCAGCCGAGGUAGGCAUACUAGUUUUGUAUUUUUGUGAAGUCUCUAUCUUGGUUGUUUGAAAACAAUCUAUAAUCAGGUGUUUUGCUGGUUUGUGUCACAGCAGCACACUUGUUGCCAACUGUUACCUUUCAUAAACAUUACUACAGAAAACAGCAAGUAUACAUAGCGAACUAGUUUUAGACAAAGAGCUCGAUCGUGAACAGCAGCGGCAGGUGACAUUCCUACUAACUGCUACUGACGGAGGAGCUCCGCAUAUAAAUACUUCGACAUUCCUUCGAAAAAAAGUGGACGCCAAGAACUUGCUUUUCUUUAGUUGUUUAUAAUACAAUGACGUUUUUGUGCACGUUACUGGGUCUUAAGUACAACAAACACACGUACUGCGAAGUGUUAAUUUAAAGGGAUUUUUCCCGGCAUUUUAUAAUCUGCUAUUAUUAAUACUGCUCAUAUUCUGCAUUAUUUGUGUUAAUUGAUAAUGACUUUAAAAAUAUAUAUAUAUAUAUACAGUAUGUGUUUUGUAAAUCGUGUUUGACACAACUGUCUGCCAAAUAACCUUAACCUUGAAAGUAAAAAUGGCUGUACAUUCAGCGUAGAGUAGCCUACGCCACGUUCCCCUUCUCUCUGACAUCAGGUUCGCUAGCAGCGUCUUUUCAGCACCACAAAUAUGGACAGCAGCCUUUCCCUCCACGAGCUCUAUGAUUGUAGUGCUCCUGCUGGAAGUUUCUAGCAUAUUCCAAAAUCAAAUGAGAAGAACCUCAUAUGGGGGUUACACUUUAAAUCACUAAUUUGCGCCAUUAGAAUAGUUUAAAAGACCACUUUCCUAAUAGACUCAAUUAUAAAUAGUCUGACAGUUUUAUUUGUAUCUUAUACCAUGACCCCUCAUUAAAAGUUUAUUCUCAUUAUUAUUACUACUACUACUACUACUACUACUACGAUUCUUUAAUUUUAAUUCAAUUCAAUUAAACGCUGCGGUCAGCGACCCUUUACACUAUAAUACUAGUAAAAGAUUAUGGCAGCUUUACCAAUUUAGGUUCACAAUUUAAAUCCUACCUGCUAUUUGGUCUCAGUACUCAGAGUGUCGCUAUUGGCCAACUUUAAGUUGUUUUGUCUGUUUUCCACCCACUACUGUCAUAUUUAAAUCGUGAACAAAACCAGAAAAUCCUGCGCAUAUCGAUGAAACAGUAUGACUCGGAAGCAAACGCUCGCCUAGGCUCGUGUAACAUCACAUCAACCUGCAACAUUACGUGGUUUAAAAACCUCGAAUUCAUUUUGAUAAUAUUCACCUUCCCUUUUUUUGAAAUGAAGGCAUUUUUCACCUCGUACAGUAUUUUCAUUUUGGCAUGGGUUCAUAUUUCUCUGCACUCUUGUUAUGGCGACUUGAGUUAUUCUCUUCCAGAGGAGAUGAAACGGGGAGCUGUGGUCGGAAAUAUAGCGAAGGAUCUUGGGCUUGAUGCAAAAGGAUUAUCGUACCGCGAGGCUCGUUUGGAUAUGGAGGGUAAUGACAAACGCUUGUGUGACAUAAAUCUACAGACAGGCGACCUGGUCGUCGCUGAUAGAAUAGACCGAGAGGAGCUUUGUGGAUCGACGACAUCAUGCUCUCUUAAAUACGAACUGGUUUUAGAAAAUCCUCUUGAGCUGCAUCAAAUUACAAUUCAAGUUGAAGACAUAAAUGAUAACUCACCUCGGUUUCAAAAGGAGGAGAUCCUACUGGAAAUACAGGAAUCUGCUUUGAAAGGUGCUAGAUUUCUCCUAACCGAAGCCCAUGAUGCGGAUGUGGGUCGAAACGGUAUUCAGAGCUACUCACUGGAGAAGAACGAUCAUUUUACUUUAGCCGUGCAUUCAAAUUCUUAUGGUGGGAAAAAUAGCGAAUUGGUUUUAGACAAAGAGCUCGACCGGGAACAACAACAGGAGCUGUCAUUGUUGCUUAUUGCUUUGGAUGGGGGCACUCCUCAGAGAUCCGGUACUGUAGUCAUACACGUCACUGUUUUGGAUGCCAACGACAAUGUACCAGCGUUCAGUCAACCCAGUUACGAAGUCAAUCUACCUGAAAAUUCUCCGUUGGGUACUGUCGGUGUGACUGUUACUGCGACAGACGCAGAUGAAGCGGCAAAUGGAGAGGUCUCUUAUGAAUUCAGUCAUAUAUCUGAUAAAGCAGUCAAACUAUUUUCUAUUGAUAAAGUAAGUGGAGAAAUCAAAGUGAUUGGACCGAUAGAUUAUGAAGAAAAACAGAAAUAUGAAUUAAGAAUUCAAGCAAAAGAUGGAGCAGGACUGGCUUCUACUGCUAAUGUUUUAAUAGCUAUUCAAGAUGUUAAUGACAAUGCACCAGUAAUCCUUUUGAAGUCGUUUAAAAAUCAUGUUUUGGAAAAUGCAGUGCCUGGCACAGAAGUAGGCAUUAUAAAUGUGCAGGAUAAAGACUCAGGAGAAAAUAAGCAGGUCCGCUGCACCAUUCAGCAAAAUGUCCCCUUUAAAUUAGUUCCUUCUAUUAAAAACUAUUACUCCAUUGUAACAACAGCAGAACUUGACCGUGAAAUCAUAGCUGAUUACAAUAUAACUCUCACAGCCACUGAUGAAGGCAAUCCACCAUUGUCAUCCUCAAAGAUAAUACAUCUGUUUGUGUCAGAUGUAAAUGACAAUCCCCCUAUAUUUGAGGAGCAGUCCUACAGCGCAUAUGUGACUGAGAAUAACAAGCCUGGCUCCUCUGUCUGUUCUGUUACUGCGAGAGACCCAGACUGGAGACAGAAUGGCACAGUGUUCUACUCUCUGUUGCCCAGUGAGGUCAAUGGUGUUCCGGUCUCCUCAUAUUUAUCCAUUAAUGGAGACACAGGGGUGAUCCAUGCUGCGAGGGCCUUUGACUAUGAGCAGUUCAGAAGCUUCAAAGUUCAAGUAGUAGCCAGAGACAAUGGUUCUCCUCCACUCAGCAGCAACGUGACUGUGAGUGUGUUCAUAACAGAUGAGAAUGAUAACUCUCCUCAGAUAUUAUACCCUACUCCAGAAGGAAACUCCUUCAUGACUGAGAUGGUUCCUAAAGCUGCUCUUUCUGGCUCGCUGGUCUCCAAAGUGAUCGCUGUUGAUGCUGACUCUGGACAGAACGCGUGGCUGUCAUAUCAGAUUGUCAAGUCGACUGAUCCGGGACUUUUCACUAUUGGUCUCCACAGUGGAGAGAUCAGGGCUCAGAGGGACAUUUCUGAAUCUGACAGCAUGAAGCAGAACCUUGUGAUCUCAGUGAAAGAUAACGGACAGCCCUCUCUCUCUACAACCUGUGCCGUAUAUUUACUCAUCUCUGAUAACUUGGCUGAAGUUCCUGAACUAAAAGACAUGUCCUAUGAGGAGAACAAUUCUAAACUCACAUCUUAUCUGAUCAUUGCUCUGGUGUCUGUGACUACCUUUUUCCUCACUUUUAUCAUUCUGAUUGUGGCCAUACGGGUUUGCCACAGGAGAAAGCCCAGACUGUUGUUUGAUGGAGCAGUUGCCAUUCCCAGUGCAUAUUUGCCUCCCAACUAUGCAGAUGUUGAUGGAACGGGAACUCUCCGCAGCACUUACAACUAUGACGCCUAUAUGACCACAGGCUCCCGUACCAGUGACUUCAAGUUUGUCAGCUCUUACAAUGAUAACACACUGCUUGCUGGUAACACUUUGAAGAAGAGUAAUAAUGACAGUAGCAACAGCCUUGACUUUACUGAGAAUGGAUCCAAAUUCUCCACUCUGCAAAAACCACCCAAUGACUGGCGCCUUCAACCAAACCAACGACCUGGACCAAGCGGCCAGCACAGGUUCCACACCAUUCAGCAGAGAUGGACCCCAUACGAGAAGUCGAGAGCUGGCCCCCUCCCAGAGGGAGCAGGUGUGGUUGCCGGCACUGGACCCUGGCCCAACCCCCCCACUGAGGCGGAGCAGCUCCAUGUUCUUAUGGCCGGAGCCAACGUGAGUGAAGCCACGGCGACCAUGGGACCUCGCUACAAUGCCCAGUAUGUCCCCGACUACCGCCAGAACGUCUACAUCCCCGGCAGCACCGCCACCCUGACGGCCAACCCGCAGCAGCCACCCCAGCAGGCCCUGCCCCCGCCACAGGUCAUGCCCCCCACAGAAGCCCCCAAGGCUGCCCAGACCCCUGCCAGCAAGAAGAAGUCCACCAAGAAGGACAAGAAGUAAGCUGAGGCGUUUGGCGUGGGAAGCGGCGAUAGCCCCAAACAUACAGCUCGAUUCCAUAUCCCGCUCUCUAUCUACUCCUGAUGGUGUGUUAGCUACCUUCUUUUGUUUCGCUUUGUGCUUCUCUCACUGUUUUAGUUGAGAAAAAAAAAAAGCUUCAGAAAAAGAGAACCUCAAGCACUGAGGUAGUAGUCUUAUGCUGUACUUUGUUUAGAGAUUUUUUGUGUCCUUUUUUUAUUUCCUUCUUCUGUCAUUAUUUAGUCGUAUGUAUACUGCCUAUCUUGGUCUUGCUCCUUGGUCUUGACUUCAUAUUUUGAACAGCAAUUUCAAUCUUCAGUUAAGGUGAGGGGUGCAUGAGAUAGGGGAGAUGUAUUCACAUGGUAUUUCAAGACCCUGUAGUUUAAAACAGGGACUUGUGUCCAUGUUGUGUAAGAUAAUUUUACUGUGGAAAAAAAAAAGACAAAAGAAGAAUGAUAACAUGGUCGUUUGUCAUGCAAAGGAUUUUAAUGUUCCUUUCUAAAUGAAAAGUAGAUGCUUCUUGUGGUGACAAGAACGACAAUGUUUUGUUAGACUUCUUACUCUAAGAUGAUGUGCCAUAGCUUGAGACAAUUGCAUGACCCAACAUAACCCAAGGAAUUAGGCCUAUUAAGACAGACUAUGCAGUGAAACAAAGAGAUUUUUGAUGGAUCUGAAUUAGUAUGACCUAAAUUGGAGCUUGUUACAACUAAUGGCAAGAAUCAUUCAAUGUUUGAGUCAUAUAGAAGAACCAGACCGAACUCUUGAUGUUUAUAAGAUUAUUUUAGACAACCAGAUAGAUUUUAGUCGUUUAACAAGAAGAGCUCAAUGUGAAGUCGGCACUGUUCCACUUGUAGUUAGACUUCAGCCCAAAGGUUUCUCUCUCUCUGUGUUUUUCUUACCUUACAAACGUGCAUCACACCAAGUAUUGUAUUGGAUUAGAGUUGGUUUGACAACACAUUUUUUACCAAUCUUACCAUUUGAUUAGUGUUACGCCAUAUUGGCCCAAUCAUACAGGGUCUGUUAUAUGUGGUAAUGAUGGUCCCAUAGACAGAGCUCUACUAUCAUGAAGUGCUUGUGGAGAGAAAUUACAUGAAGUUAUUUGGGAAGUAGAAUUCGAAGGAAUGGGUAAAGUAGGCAGAGGUUUUGGGGAAGCGGAUUCUACAGAGUGGGGGAAUUGGAGGAAGAGCCGAGACUCUUCGCAGACAAUAACCAGGAAGGCUCUGGAACAUUUUGAAGGAUGAAACCCUAGACUAGCACACGAGUGAUUGGGUGAUUUGCCGCAGAGGAAAGUGUUUUCGGCUACGCGUCAUCCACUACAACACUUGCGCCCAAACUGGGAUACUCACGCCGUUAUAGAGCACACACACACAGGCUGCUUUUGGCAAGAUUUACACUUGUGGCAAUACCUGCCCAUGCUCCACAUGGGCCAGAUGGGCAGCGGCUCAGGCCGCAUACUGGCUAAACACAAAGCAAUGGCAGUCCACUCUGAUCUAGUGUUUUUUGUAGACUUGCCCAGAAUGUUUGACACCUGCCUUUUACUCCAGCACCCUAAGAGCACCACCACUCUUCCCUGAUGUAUAUAAAUCACAUAGCCAGUCAGUACGAGCUCCUGAGCCACCAGACCGGCUACUACUGGAAUGUUUAGACUAUUUUUAAGAAAAACAAAAGUAAAAGAUGGAAAAAAAAAAAGAAAAAAAAAAAACAUUAACCUCUUAUGUGUAGUGUGAUAUGGUAUGCGCAUUUAGGCCAAACUAACCAACCUGUAAAUAAUCGGAUUUAAACUCUUGCAAAAGACACACAGUUGUAGGCUUGAAGCUCGUGAAAUAUUGUGCAUAUUUUUGUGUUUUCCUCUCUCUCUAUCGCUCUUUCUAUCUCUCUCUCUCUAUCUAUCUCUCUUUGUCCUUCUCUCGUUUUCUUCCGUUUGAUCACUGAGACUUUUAAGAAUAACACAGCACACUAAAAUGUCUUUGAGGUGUUUCCUCAUUCCUGUGUACUCUUUUCUGUGUUUGUAAUUUCAAUCAAUUGUUAGUGUUGCUGGAAUGCCAUCCCUGUCCAAAUGAAUAUAAAUAUAUAUUAAUGUGCGUCUUCUGCUGGAAUACUUAAUAUACUGUAAUAUCUUUCAUAUUAAAUGCUUAGAGCUUCAUGUUACACGUUUAUUUUAUAUGCUAAUAUUUAUAUUGCUGUUUAUUUGUUUAUGUUUUUUCUUUAUUCCCUGAACACUGACAUUUCAAAAUAAAAGUUCACUGGAGCUUU
Molecule: messenger RNA, 7221 nt
Organism: Clupea harengus (Atlantic herring)
Lineage: Eukaryota; Metazoa; Chordata; Actinopteri; Clupeiformes; Clupeidae
Product: protocadherin beta-16-like
Exons: 5
Coding region: 1978-4953 (991 amino acids)
Biological process (GO): homophilic cell-cell adhesion
Cellular component (GO): plasma membrane
Molecular function (GO): calcium ion binding
Source: RefSeq, a predicted model, not a curated record